AUGGACAACUUAAAUUCAACACUUGUGUCUCUGGAGGAAAUGUCAGAUAUGACUGACAUGGAAAAUGGCACCAUGAACAACCUUAGAACAUUAAGUGAUUACAUAUUAAAUGUGACUGACAUUGUGACUGUAUGCAUUGAGCUGCCGGUUUUAUGCUGGGCUGUUUUUGCUCUGUAUCAUCAGGUCAAGGCUGACAAUGUCACACCUGUUUAUGUCAUGAACCUCCUCAUUUCAGAUUUCAUCCAGAUCAUUGGUAGAAUUCUAGAUUUAAUGCAUAUUGGUUCUCACUUUGUGCUCAUUUUCGGUUUAUUACUCAGUGUUGGGUUCAUGGUGUGUAUCGCACUGGAGAGAUACCUCCUGGUUGUGCAUCCUUUGUGGUAUCGAUGUCGCCGCACUAUCAAACACUCCAUACUCAUUUCACUGGUUAUCUGUGCGUUUGUGGUGCUCAUUUUCACAGGUUUGUUUUUCUGGUUCUACAUGUUCACAUUUAUUGGAGUUGCCACCUUCCUUAUCCUCCCAUUGCCGCUGCUGCUGUUCUUCCUGGGAGCCACGUGGAGAGCCCUCUCCCACUCCAUCUCAGUCCCACACAAAGAAAAGAAAAGGAUUCUGGGUACACUGAUACUCGUCCUGCUCUUAUAUUUCAUUUUGUUCUUUCCAACAAUAUUAUUCAUUUCUUCUAUGUUUUCUGGGAGUUUCUCAGAAAUUGAUUUUUGGAAAUUAUUUAUUGUUAUUUUUGUGUUCAUGUACAUCAGCCCGCUAAUUGACCCCCUGCUGUACAUCUUAAUUAAGAAAGAUGCCAGGUACACAGUGAAGGUCCCACACUGCUAUUGGAGACUUAGGGCUCACAGACAGAACAGACAGACAUCCACCAUUUCAGCUGAAAAUAUUACCAGUGUCUAA
Molecule: messenger RNA, 900 nt
Organism: Anguilla anguilla (European eel)
Lineage: Eukaryota; Metazoa; Chordata; Actinopteri; Anguilliformes; Anguillidae
Product: G-protein coupled receptor 4-like
Exons: 1
Coding region: 1-900 (299 amino acids)
Biological process (GO): G protein-coupled receptor signaling pathway
Cellular component (GO): membrane
Molecular function (GO): G protein-coupled receptor activity
Source: RefSeq, a predicted model, not a curated record